AUGGUAAUAGGUCUGCUUUUACUUACAUUAAUUAUACAUCAGAUGGCCGUGACGUUGAUUGUUACACAUAAAAUUAACUCCGAAAGACGAACAAUUGGUGAUGAUUUGUUAAGUCGCUACACGACAGAUAAAGGACACGAAGAAAGAAACAAAACGGAAGAAAAUAUUACAACGUCUGACGGACAAGUACCACGGGAGAGUACGCAGCACCAGCCAACAAGUUUCAUGGGUAAUUUACCAGACUGUGUUCACAAUCAGUCAACAUUUCAUGGACGAGAACCCAUAACAAUGAAAUAUCAUCAGUGGAAUCACCUAGAAAAAAUGUUCGCGGAUACCGUAGCUGGGAGAUGGAGACCUAUGCAAUGUCAGGCUAAGUUCCGGGUAGCCAUUAUUAUCCCAUAUAAAGAUCGGGACCCUCAUCUGAAGUUAUUCAUUGCUAACGUCUUGCCCAAACUACAGCGUCAACAGCUGGACUAUACUAUAUAUGUAGUGGAACAGACACCUGAAAAUCAUUUCAACAGAGGGAUGAUGCGCAAUAUAGGAUUUGUGGAAGCCUCGAAACAUGCCAAAUACGAUUGUUACGUAUUUAAUGACGUUGAUACACUUAUUGAGGACGACCGGAACUUGUUCAUGUGUGACAACCUUUUCCAGCAAAAGAUUCACCACAUCGGAGCGUUUGUUGAUAUGUUUGAUUACAAACUUUUGUAUGAAAAACUCAUAGGAGGGAUACUGAGCGUAACCUACAAACAAUUUGUGAAAGCAAAUGGUUACUCUAACUGCUUCUUUGUAUGGGGAGGUGAAGACGACAAUCUAUGUCAUAGAUUUCAUAGUCUGGGUUACCAAGUAAUUCGUCCGUCAGAAAAAGUCGGACACAUAACUACCCUCUUCCACGAACGAGAUCCCGAAGUGAAUGAGAGGAAUGUGGUUUUAAAGAAGGUAAGAAAUCAUACUUACACAGAUGGUCUGAACACACUGCAGGACAAGUAUACAUUGGUUGUACGCGAAGAAAGGAAAUUGUUUACAUGGCUGUAUGUACGGGUGAACGAGGAACUAAUUAAACACUAUAUAGCUUCCAUUCCGACACCUAAACCACCACCUCCAAAACUUCGGAAAAAACAAGUCAAUGGAAGGAGGAAUGCGCACGCUGUGAACGGACGUCGGAGCUGA
Molecule: messenger RNA, 1167 nt
Organism: Ylistrum balloti
Lineage: Eukaryota; Metazoa; Mollusca; Bivalvia; Pectinida; Pectinidae
Product: beta-1,4-galactosyltransferase 4-like
Exons: 7
Coding region: 1-1167 (388 amino acids)
Biological process (GO): carbohydrate metabolic process; glycosphingolipid biosynthetic process
Molecular function (GO): N-acetyl-beta-glucosaminyl-derivative 4-beta-N-acetylgalactosaminyltransferase activity
Source: RefSeq, a predicted model, not a curated record